Molecule: messenger RNA, 1215 nt
Organism: Penicillium cosmopolitanum
Lineage: Eukaryota; Fungi; Ascomycota; Eurotiomycetes; Eurotiales; Aspergillaceae
Product: Aldolase-type TIM barrel
Exons: 5
Coding region: 1-1215 (404 amino acids)
Molecular function (GO): oxidoreductase activity; FMN binding
Source: RefSeq, a predicted model, not a curated record
AUGCCUUCACCACUAUCGGACCCCGUCAAACUGCCAUGCGGUCUUGUCCUACCAAACCGGCUAUCAAAGGCUGCAAUGGCCGAAAUGAUGGCCAAGUCCCACCACCCAGACCCUCUCUGCGAGGCCUAUGAAAAGUGGUCCACCGGCGGCUGGGGCAGUAUUCUAACCGGCAACGUGCAAGUCGACAUCAACCACCUAGGAAGCCCCUUCGACCCAGCCCUGAACGGCGAAUACACCGGUCCCGACGACGAAAACAAGGCCCUAGUAGCCCGCUGGACAAAGUAUGCUACCGCAUGCCAGCAACAUGGCACACCCGCCCUGAGCACAAAUCUGCCACCCAGGUCGACAAUCAUUUCGCUCCCGAUUUCUGUAGGUGACUCGUGGCUGGAGUGUUUCAUUGGCGCCGUUGCUUGGACAAAGCCUCGUGCUAUGAGCACUGCCGAGGUGCAGGGUGUUAUCUCGCAAUUUGUUGAUACGGCGAGACUCAUGGCCGAUGCCGGAUUUUCGGGUAUUGAGCUGCACGGAGCGCAUGGGUAUCUUAUUGAUCAAUUCCUAAGCUCAAAGACAAAUCUCCGAACCGACGAAUUCGGCGGCACGCCCGAAAAACGCGCGCGCUUCGUCCUGGAAAUAAUCAAACAGACCCGCGCGAUUGUGCCGCAAACCUUCGCCAUCGGAAUCAAGCUCAACUCGGCUGACCACAGCUCCGCAACCUUUGAAGAAACAAUGACCCAAAUCGCCCUCCUUGUUGAAGCCGGCAUCGACUUUAUGGAAAUUAGUGGCGGCACUUAUGAAGAUCCGCAGAUGAUGGGAUAUCCCAAGGCGGAGAUUCCAGUGAAGUCAGAGCGUACGGCUGCGCGCGAGGCAUUUUUCCUUGAAUUUGCAAAGACUGUUCGCGGAAGACAUCCUGAUCUGAUUCUCAUGUUGACGGGUGGGUUCCGGACAAGGGCUGGGUGUGUUGCUGCUAUUGAGGAUGGGGCUUGUGACCUUGUUGGUAUUGGACGACCUGCUGCUGUUGAGCCUGCCUUCCCGCUGCUACUUUUGGACGAGAGCGUUAAGGAUGAGAAGGCAGUUUUGCCUUUGAUUAAGGUGCCGCCUCCUUGGUAUGCGAAGUUUUUGCCUAGGAACCUUAUUGGAGCUGGGGCCGAGACUACUUAUUAUGCGGCGCAAAUUCAGCGCUUUGCUCGGGGCCUGGCUACGUAUGCGCCGGCUUUGUGA